UUUUAAAGUAUUAAAAAAUGUAACAUUAAUCAAGACAAACUUACAAAAUAAAUGAUUUGUCAACAGAAUUUUUCUAUAGUAGUCUGACAGGAAAAUAUUAGUCCCGUCUGACUUUUGUGAAUUUGCUCGCUCUAAUUUCUGUCCGAAUAAAAAAAAUAGUUUACUUUUGAUGUUUCGGUUCUACAAGUUAUAUUCGUUGUACAUGAACAACAUGACCAGUGGCCUGACGAGGCCUCGGGAAUGGUGCCUGUGCGAGAAGCUGCCACGAGCGAUGCUUCACAUUCCAGUGAACCGUCAACUGCUCUGCGAGGUGUGCGGUUUGGCCAGACGCCCUGAAGCCGGGCACGGUUCGUCCAGCGAUGAGCAUGCAGAUAUAGGCACCAAACACAAACAGAAUCUCCUGGAGCAAUCUAACACCGAGGAGCCCAAAAAAUGUCAAGUGACUCGGGUAAAGGUUGCCAUUAAGGCCAAGAAACCCAAAUCUAAAGGCGGUUGCAGGAUGAACUGCGUCAAGUGUGGCUUGGCCAGAGCAGAAGCUGGACAGGAAGGUACUGCUGGAGUUCAGGAGGGCAAAAUCAAGUUUUACUCUGGACGUCAUGGGUUGCAUUCUAAACCAAAAAGGAUUCCCCGUCGUCAGCAGGAACCUACAGCACCGCCUCCAUCAUCGCCGUCUGUUUCGUCAGCAUCAUCAUCAUCGUCGACUUCUCCUUCGCCAUCACAACCUGCUCUACCACCACGAUCAGAGAUGCCGAACUUAGUGGCCAUGCCCCACAAUGUAUUCAGCCAGACAAACAACCUACGUCAGAGCUAUAGCAAUCUAUUUGUAAGCAACUUUAUACCAUUGGAAAGUCCCAUUACGGAUACCUUCGGAGGAGCAAUCUCCAAGAGAAGCAGGAACAGCUCUCGGCCACCACGCUUACACAGGAGUCGCCCGUUACCACCUCUAUCCAAAGUCCUAAGCAAGAUCGUGGACAGCAGAAAGUCGGUAGAUACCAGGGAGAAGGGCGGUGGAUUACAACCUACCAAGUCUAAGGAUGCGAUGGAUAUUGAUAACGAGCUGGCCAGUCAGUUUUGCCCCUUUGACCAUUACGACGGUCCAUCAGAGGAUGCUCUUGUUGUUAAUGGUGCCCAAUACCUUCUUGACCGGCCCAAAUCAUUGUACCUUGAACCUCGUCAGGAUUUACCCAACAAUCGUAUCGAAUCCUUGAACUUAAAAUUAAACCCUAUAGCGACUUCUGACAACUUUUCAAGCAUGUUUUUUAUGACAAAUUCAGUACGUAAAAAUUUAAUGAAGUCCAUUAAUCAAAUUGGAUUUGGUUGUAUUAGCAAAAACAGUUUGAAAAGCAACUUUACAUAUAACCCGUUCAAUCAACAGCAGACCGUUCAAAAAGAUAUAGCAAAAUCCGACGAGCCAGCGGCCGAGAGAUCCCUUUUAUUCUCCUCUAUUAUGGAACAAGUCUUCUCACAGGCAUCUAAAAGUUUAGCUGGUAACACUGCGGAUAACAAAAUCGAUAACAGUCAAAAAAUCGAAGAAGAAGUGAAUCAGACUGUAAACAAUAUGUUCAUCAAGGACUCUGAAGCGGCUCCUUUGUUAAGUGAUGUGUCAACUGACCAAUCUGUAUAUCCCUCAAAUAAAACAAAGCCCUCUCAAGAUUAUUCCAAUGUCUUAUCAACAGCACUUACUAAUUCUAGCUGGGAACGGGAACUUACAACAAAAGAUGAGUCUUCAAAUAACACAGAAGAACAACGUGAUGGAUCCAAAUCUACAAUUUCAAAGUGCGGUCGCUGCGGAAAAAAGAAUUCUGAAUUAAGGAUGAAAGAGAGCAGAAUUCCUAGAAAAUUGAAUGAAUCCAUCAAAAAAUGUACCAAUCAAAUCGACAUAGGUAAAAGAAUUGGAAUGACACUAAAGGAAAGUCUUAAUAGAGUAAGUGGUCUUUCUGGAAAACAAGAGUUAUUAAAGCAGUAUCAGGAAAAGGGGGUUUUCCCCAAUCAAAGAGAUCUGGAGGAAGAGCCUCUAGGAAACACUGUAAAAACUUGCCAUAUCCGUACUUUGGCAUCACAGACUCCUUGCAAUAUUCAUCAUUGUGUUAAAAACUCACCAAACACUUUUCGACCUAAACAAAGUAAAAUGGAAAAUAUUAUAGGUCAACCCAUAAUAAAUGUGCCACCAAGAAACACUUCUCCCGAAAAACAAGAGGAUCCCCUAAGAAGCCAAGCAAAAGUUACACCCUAUAAUGCGAGCUUCGUCAGGUCGCGUAUACCUGUAAACAACCGUCGAUAUAAAGAACCUUCAAUCAAUUGGGCUGUGAUGAAAACAUUCGAGACGGUUUUUCAUAUGUGCCAAGAGAUCCCAAAGACGCAGGUUGCCACCUUUGUAAGUAAAUUAAUAAAUACUGGCAAAGUUAUUGUCAGCUAUAUUAAGGAAAGUCUUACGGAUCAACCUCCUAUGACCUUCUAUGAGUUUCGUAUGCCCGACAUUAAUAUUAAGGAACUGGAAUCGUAUCGAGAUCAGAGGCAAUUAGAGGAUGGUAGUAGCGGAAAUUUAACCCCAUUACCCCAGUUAGCAACUCCCACGGUAAAAAGUCAAUCUAUAAGGCAACGUAGAAAACAUAAAACACGUGGUCUACCCGUUUGGCCAUCCCAGAAACUAAAAUGCCGUCGUCGUAAGAUCCAUUACGAAGAACUUGAAUUCUCGAUCAAAGCACAACAAAAGAAAAUCUUGGGAGAAACAAGUAAAACUGUGCUCCAGCAGAAGAAAAUUAUUCACCAAAAGGAAGUGAUAUCUGAAAAUAUUUGUCAAUCUGAUAUUUUCUGUGACAUGAAAGCAGCGAAAGACAUUAUGUCGAAACCAAUUAAAUUAAUUAUUCCCAAUUCUGACUUAACCAAUACGCAGGAAGACUUUCAAUUUGAACUCGUAAAGUCAAAUAAUUUAGGUGAAAACUUUAAAAAUAAACGAAAAGAAGAAGCUCUGAAUAUAGAACCCAAAAUGGAAAUUAAAACCAAAACCACAACUACUACGGCAUGCAAUAAAAAACUACAUUUAAAAGAAAUGAAAGAAGUUCCCAAAUAUGAAUCCCAAAACUGUUCUUCAAAAGUGAGUGAUGGCAUCAGAAAAGAAAUUGACAAAUCAAUUAAACUCAAGCUUAAGAAAAUGAUGAGCAAACCCAUAAAGCUGCUUAAUUCUACACAAACUGAAUCAGUUGUGAAUUUUUUGGAACCAGUUGCUAAUAAAUUAAGCGGUUCCGAAGAACAUGAUAAAGAUUAUUCACAAGAAAUAUUAAAUAUACGCCCGAAGGAGAACAGCCUUUAUUAUACAGAAGAAAGUAGAAACAAAGAUUAUGAAACAAAUACAGAUAACAUUGAUAGCAUAUCAAGAGCAUCAAAUUUUACUUCAGUUGUCACAAAGAAAGCAAACAGUUUUCCAGAAAAUAAAGAAAGUGAUAUAAAAUCUUCAAAAAGCCAUUCGAGUUCGUUAUCUAAAAAAUUAAGUGUGUUCCAAAAGCCACUUCGUCUUAUAACUAACAAGUCGUCUUCUGAUGACUAUGACUUCCUAACUAGCUUUCUUUCUAAUGAAUCAAGGACAGAAACUUAUUCUGAUGCCGCCUCAGAAGCAACAAUAUCUUAUAGAACUACUGAAUAUGAAGGACUGCCGGCUCUUAACUGGCAAGUAAUCUCAAUGGGAUCAGGCAAACCAAACGAAACUGUUGAAGAUAAAUUAGAAUUAACGAUGGAUGAAGAGUUUUCCUGUCCUAUACACAAGUGCGAAUCCAUUUUGAAGUCUAAUACAUUCGCUUCUCAUUUUGAGCGAUUUCAUAAGCAUAUGAACACAAAAUCUUUUCUACCUCAAGAAUAUUGCCAACGAGUAGUGCAAGGAUUACCAAAGCAGUUUUACUUUGAUGGUGCCCUUACCAAAGGCAACUCUUUUGUAUCUCUUCUAUAUUACAGUAGUAUUAAUAAGGACACAUCAUCGCAAAAUCGUGAAAUUCCUUUGGCCCUACUAGCUGCUCCUAAAGAAGUAAACGAUGAGCCAUAUACUGACAUCUUCUUUUGGGUAGUGAGUUAUCCAUUAUCUUCGAAACUUCAGAUCAAGCUUACAGUCUUCGAUCCAUUGGAUAAGCAUUGGUCGGAGUAGGGUUAUAAAACCACGAGAUAUAUCGCAAAGCCAAGAUCCACUAGGGUUCCACUCCACUUCCAAGAAUCACUUACUGAUCAAAGUUCCUCAUAAAAAGCAAAGGAGCUU
Molecule: messenger RNA, 4240 nt
Organism: Drosophila eugracilis
Lineage: Eukaryota; Metazoa; Arthropoda; Insecta; Diptera; Drosophilidae
Exons: 2
Coding region: 170-4132 (1320 amino acids)
Source: RefSeq, a predicted model, not a curated record